AAAACCUAUUUUCCUUAAUAUUUUUUCACAAUAGACUAUUGGAAGCAGAGUAUUAAAGUUUCAUUAUUAUAUACAAUGAACUUAAUAUUUCGAAAAGCAUGUCUUUUGACAAUUUUCCUUCUGGGAUUGAAAUAUCAAUGUAUAUUGGCUCAGAAUAGGAUAAUAGGGGGAAGUGAAGGCACAAUGAAGAAAUUUCCUUAUAUGCUAUACAUGCAAAUAGGAAGAAAAUCUACUAAUUUAGCUGGUCCCUGCGGUGCUUCAAUAAUUAGCAAAGAUUGGGGACUCACAGCUGCACAUUGCUUCUCUAAUCCUGACACAGAUUAUGAUAAAAUAUUUGUAAUUGGUGGUACUGCUGACCUGAAUAAUCCAACGUAUAAUUCAAUUCAAAAUAAAGUAUCAAAAGUUAUUGUUCAUGAACUUUUUAAAGGUGUCGGGGCAAGUGGUAUAAAUAUUACAGCCGAUAUUGCUCUCAUUAAAUUUGAUCCACCUUUGACGUUCAAUGACGAUGUAAAACCGGCCAAAUUGCCAAGCAAGUCGCAUCCUCCAAAAACUGAUUAUGCUUCAGUUUCAGGAUGGGGGAAUAUUAAAGUUGGUGGGCCAAGUUCUGAUAAAUUACUUUAUGUUACCCUGCCAAAAGUGGAUAGAGAAAAAUGUAAAAAAGAAUUACUUAUGAGAACACAAAUUGUACUGAAACCGGGAGAAAUAUGUUAUGGAUAUUUUAAUGCAACUACUGUUCACGAUAAAUGUCAAGGCGAUUCAGGAGGUCCACUUGUUAAUUCGGACAGAGUACAACUUGGAAUCGUAUCAUGGGGUAUUUAUUGUGGAACAUCAGGAAUUCCUGGAGUUUAUACGGAUGUUCGUUAUUUCCGCGACUGGAUCAAGCAAAAAACAGGAUUAAUAAUCUAUCGAGCGCAGAAUAAUAGUGAAUCAUUUGCAAUGAACUUCACUUUUCGAAAAAUUUGUCUUUUGUUAAAUUUCCUAUUUGCAUUGAAAUGUCAAGUUAUAUUGAGUCAAAAUAGAAUAAUAGGAGGAGAUGAAACAUCAAUCGAAAAAUUUCCAUAUAUGUUACGUCUUCAAAUAGGUAGAAAAACUGGACACCGAAGAAGUGUCUGUAGUGCUGCAAUUAUUGGCAAAGAAUGGGGAAUUACAGCUGCACAUUGCUUUGAUAACCCGGAUACAGAUUUCAAUAAAAUACGAGUAAUUGCUGGUACCACUGAUAUAAAAGCUUUAUCAAAUACUGCUGAAAUACGCAAUAUAAUUAAAGUCAUACGACAUGAACUUUAUGAAGGCAUAAAAGUUCAAUCAAAUAUUGUAGCCGAUAUUGCUGUUAUUAAAUUCAGUCCACCUUUUAAUUAUAAUAAUGUUAUACAACCAGUGAAAUUGCCCGAAAGGGGUCAACCUUUAAAAACUGACUUUGCUACAAUCACAGGAUGGGGAGACAUUGAACCAGGUGGUCCAAGUUCGGCGACAUUAAGAUUCGUCAACUUGCCAAAGAUAAAUACUGAAACUUGUAGAAGGAAAUACCUUGAAAAUGGAAUAAAAUUGAGAUUGGGAGAAAUAUGUUAUGGAGUUAAUGAUGGAACAGUAAUUCAGGAUAAAUGUCAAGGUGACUCAGGUGGUCCAUUAGUUAACUCGGAUAAUCGGGAUAUUGGAAUAAUUUCUUGGGGUAUUUCUUGUGGAACCAUUGGACUUCCUGGAAUUUAUACUGAUAUUCUCUUUUUUCGUGAUUGGAUUAAAAGUAAAACGGGAAUAUAA
Messenger RNA from Leptopilina boulardi, 1755 nucleotides. RefSeq lists its product as uncharacterized. NCBI's taxonomy places the organism in Eukaryota, Metazoa, Arthropoda, Insecta, Hymenoptera, Figitidae. Gene Ontology annotation, molecular function: serine-type endopeptidase activity. Gene Ontology annotation, biological process: proteolysis. The record is from RefSeq and is a predicted model, not a curated record. The coding region runs from base 76 to 1755 and encodes 559 amino acids. The transcript has 12 exons.